AUGUCGGGUCUAUUACAGGAAGUUGGAACUCCUUGCCCGGUAAAGUCACGGAAUUCGAGAAACAGUGAUACAAGUCAUACAUUUGAUAGCUUGUGGGAAGGGAGCUUGGGAUGUGGCGAUGACACUGCCAGCCUCGACUUCACCUCUGCGAUCAAAAACAAUACCUUAAUUGGAGUCAAGCCCAGACGAAGGACGAAGACAGGAACAUCGUUUGCAAUCCACGAUGAGAACGAAGAGAGAUCUACACACGCAGCCCCAAAGCGAAAAAGAGAGAGCACAAUCACAGCUACAGUUUCAGGCCGCAAAUCCUCAUUGCUCGCCCAACCAGCCCAUAGAUUCCGCCCGAAAGUCAGCUUCGCGUCGAGUCCGUCAUCCAAACCACAGCGCCAGGAAGCAGAAGUCAAGCACCAAAGACAGAACAUAGAUGCCGACGCAGAGACAAACAGGUCGCUCCUAAUGCGGAUCAAUGGCGGAGAAGACGAAGAUCAACAUGAAGAUAGACUAAAGCGAGAUGUGCGCCGCAAUACGGUCUUCAUUCCCCCAGACGAUACCACGGUUGCCAGCGUGUUUAUGAGUAUCUUCAGUCCGCUCAAGUCGGACAGCCUCAGUCAUUAUGUUCCAGAGGAUACGGAGAUUAACAGCUUGGAGUCACAAAUUGCGCGAAAACGGCAAGCGAAGAGAACAAUGGCCUCGUCUCGAAAGGCUCCGCUACAACCAAGUGUUGAAGUCGCUCAAGGAAGCGCCAUAAACAUCGAUAUCGCUGGCAAGAAUACUGGGAAGGAGAAUAUACCUCCAGGGGCAAUGCUCUUCAAUUCCAAGGACAAAGGUCUCUGGGAUUCGAAUACAAAAGACAAAUUCAACUCAAAAUCGACCAGAGCCCUAUCAGACAAAGCUCGUCCUUUUGCAGGCCCUAUGACGAAGCCACUGGCGAAUGUGUCCACCAGUCAAGAGCCAAGAAGAUCCGUGCUCGGUGAGAAACGGCAUAAUGCUAGGGCAUCCGUAAACAGCAUCGGCAGCAAAAUGGACGGUAUCGUCAGAAGCAGGUCGAGACUUGAAGGCGCCGUUCUGUCCGCUUCCAGGAGCACAACCCUUCCCAAUGCGCUCAAACAGUCCAAGGCAUACAAAAGUAACGCCCCGCUAAUGAAGAAAGAGACAACGGUGAAGGACUUUGCACUCAUAUCCGACGACAUCGCCAACCCAGCGAUGUAUGAAGACGAUUGGCUUACGCAUCAAGAGAUAGUGAUCACUCAGUUAGUCAACCGGUUAUUCGAUCAAAUGGACGGUCACAUGAAAUAUGAUGACCCCGCAGCGCUCAGACAUGAGCUUCUUCAACUGUAUCAAAGCGGACCUUUUGUCGAACUCCAUAAGCGACUUCAAGCGUCAUUGUCGUAUGGCUCUCUCAGUAUGCCAAGAGAUGCUCUCACACAAACCAGGCGUCUGAGACAUGACUUGGGUAUGAAGCGAAAGUUUUUGGAUAUUUGGUUGGAAACGUACGACCUUCGAGCACUAAGAGCAGCUACCGAGACGGUUACUGGAAGAAGAGUUGUCAAUGAGUCCCUCGAUGGAGAACUCCAUCAUUCCUUGGUAGAAACGACCGCAGACAAGGAAAGAAUACUCAGACGGAAACUGGAACGAUUCUUGGAUGUCUUCUUGGUGCAAAAUAAGGAUAUGGAUCGUGAUGCGCAGGAUCCUAGCCACGGAGGCUCAGAUAUGGUGUCCCAAGCAUAUCGCCGCACGGUCCUUCGGAGUAUCAUGAUAGUUAUCCUUUUGGACAAGGCGAGAUUGUGUUCAGGAACAAUGCUUCCAUGUCGCCUUUUUAGGUCCUCCUCAUCUUUCAAGUCCUCCGCUGCGGUUAUGCAAGCACUGGCCCGUCUUCUACUGCCCACAUCGGGUGACAUUUUGAAAUCACUCAACCAUUUGGACUGUCACCUGUCAUAUGAACAGCACCGACUGCAGGAGUACGAGUAUCAAAUGAGUAAUCUUGCGGUUGACCUCAGGGAUGGUGUGAGACUGACUAGGAUCGUGGAAUUACUCCUUUACCCAUCAGCAGCGGCCGUGGGGGAAUCGGUAUUGCUGCUGGAAAAUGAUCAAUGGCCGCUAUCGAGACGUUUAAAAUUCCCCUGCUCGAGCCGCACAGUGAAGAAGUUCAAUGUGCAGAUUGCUUUGGAUGCCUUAAAGUUGACAUCGGGUGCUGCUCCGCUUGUUCGUGAUGUGCAUGCCGAAGACAUAGUGAAUGGGCACCGCGAGAAGACAAUUGCCUUGCUAUGGGGGCUGGUCAGUAGAUGGGGUCUUUCGGAGCUCAUCGACUGGGAUGAUGUGCGGAAUGAGAUUGACAGACUGAGACAGAAAGCUACAUCUCAGCUCGGAUACGAACCGGUCAACAAUGCAAAUUCGUUCAAGAAGAGUCCUAAUGAAGAAAUGGAAGACGACGACGAAGCUAUUCUAUUGCUCAAGGAAUGGGCAACUAUCUUGGCGCAUCUGAGUGGCCUCCGUUUGGAGAAUCUCAGCACAAGCUUUGCAGAUGGAAAGAUCUACGAGGGUAUAGUGAACGAAUACGAAGAAUAUAUCCUGGGCAAUGCCGCAUCAACUCCUGGCCGGAAGGCAUCUUCAUUGGCAGCCCGUCUCCGAGCACUCGGCUGCAGUUCUCAGUUCGCGAACCUCGUUUCUCCCAGCAAUUCCCGCAAGGCACACAUGUUCAACAGCAGUUUCACAGUUGGAGCGCUCGCCUUCCUCUGCUCCCGUCUACUUUCGUCAACCAAACAAGCUCGAGCUGCUAUAGUGCUCCAACGUGCAUGGCGACGCGUCCUCGCUCACCGAGAAGCUCACCGAAGAACUGUAGCGAGGAGCCUGGCGAUGCAAUGCGCAGCGGUAGUGCAGACAAGGGAUCGGCUGCUUUGGGCCAAGGCGAUUAUCCUGCGAUGGUGGAGGAGAAUGAAAGGGCAAAGGCAGCGACGUAACAAGAUGGGCAGUCGAUUAGAGAAGCGUCUCCAGGCAGCGACACGGGUCCCUCAGCGUGGCCAUGGGAGGACGCGUGUCUAG
Aspergillus thermomutatus is the source of this 3039-nucleotide messenger RNA. RefSeq names its product putative calmodulin-binding protein Sha1 (gene sha1). Gene Ontology annotation, cellular component: spindle pole. Bases 1 to 3039 code for a protein of 1012 amino acids. The record is from RefSeq and is a predicted model, not a curated record. NCBI's taxonomy places the organism in Eukaryota, Fungi, Ascomycota, Eurotiomycetes, Eurotiales, Aspergillaceae. Gene Ontology annotation, biological process: mitotic cell cycle; establishment of meiotic spindle localization; spindle organization. Gene Ontology annotation, molecular function: protein binding. The transcript is spliced from 2 exons.